Messenger RNA from Eurytemora carolleeae, 1056 nucleotides. RefSeq names its product casein kinase I. The record is from RefSeq and is a predicted model, not a curated record. Gene Ontology annotation, molecular function: ATP binding; protein serine/threonine kinase activity. Gene Ontology annotation, biological process: peptidyl-serine phosphorylation; signal transduction; endocytosis. Lineage: Eukaryota; Metazoa; Arthropoda; Copepoda; Calanoida; Temoridae. Gene Ontology annotation, cellular component: cytoplasm; nucleus.
GAUUCUCCUGGAGAUUCUCCUGCACCUACAGGAGCUGAGAAUAGUGCUCUUACUAUGGAUACUCUAGCAGAUACAACUACUAAUAUAGGAGAGAUGGACAUUAGAAUUGCCGGUAAAUACAAGCUGGGGCGUAAAAUUGGAGGAGGAGGUUCUUUUGGUGAUAUAUACUUGGCUACUGAAGUGAAUACAGCGGAAGAAGUUGCAGUAAAAUUAGAACAUACACAAACAAAGCAUCCUCAACUUCAUAUUGAAUGCAAAUUCUACAAGGUGAUGCAAGGGGGAGUAGGAAUCCCUGUUGUGUACUACUACGGUACAGAGGGGGAGUACAAUGUUAUGGUUAUGGAACUACUCGGUCCCAGCUUAGAGGAUUUAUUUAACUUCUGUAACAGGAAACUGAGUUUAAAAACUGUAUUACUCCUGGCAGAUCAGCUGAUCAGCAGAAUAGAGUUUAUCCAUGGGAAGAACUUUAUCCACCGUGAUAUGAAGCCUGAUAAUUUUCUCAUGGGUCUGGGGAAAAAGGGAAACCUUGUGUAUGUGAUAGAUUUUGGACUUGCAAAAAAGUUUCGUGACCAGCGAACACAUCAGCAUAUUCCAUACAGAGAAAACAAAAACUUGACGGGGACUGCUCGAUAUACAAGUAUAAAUACUCAUCUAGGAAUAGAACAGUCUCGGAGAGAUGAUAUGGAAGCUCUGGGAUAUAUACUAAUUUACUUCCUACAGGGUACACUACCAUGGCAGGGACUCAGGGCCAAAACUAAAGCUCAGAAAUAUGAAAAGAUCAGUGAAAAGAAACUAUCUACCCCUGUAGAGGAACUGUGUGCAGGGGCACCAGGUAAACAAUUUGUAAAGAACAAGCAGGGGGUCAUUUGGUCCCACCCCCCUCCCGCCGUUCCUUAUAUAAAUACUUCUAGAACUAGAAAUAUGAUUUUUGUUUUGGGAGGAAGCAAGCACACCACAUGUGUCAAAUCCCCGCUCACCUUAGAUCCCCGCUUCAACCGGCAGUCAGUUACGAACACUCAUAUUCACAACUCCAUCUCUACCCUGGCUCCUCCAUGA